AUGCAGGCAAUAAUGAAGGAUCCAGAGGAUGAAACAGAGAUGCACAUUGUCUACGCGAAUCGCACAGAGGACGAUAUAUUUCUCAAAGAUGAACUUGACGAAUUGGCUGAGAAGUACCCUGAAAGAGUAAAAGUCUGGUAUGUUAUUGAAAAAGCAAUACAGGAAGGAUGGAAAUACAGCUUGGGAUUCAUCACUGAGGAUAUCUUGAGGGAGCACCUUCCUGUGGGUUCAGAUACAAUGCUUGCGCUGACUGGCGGUCCGCCUCCUAUGAUUCAGUUUGCCGUAAAUCCUAACUUGGAGAAAGUAGGUUAUGAUAUCAAGGAUUCAUUAUUGGUGUUUUGA
Messenger RNA from Oldenlandia corymbosa var. corymbosa, 342 nucleotides. The record is from the annotation of a GenBank genome assembly. NCBI's taxonomy places the organism in Eukaryota, Viridiplantae, Streptophyta, Magnoliopsida, Gentianales, Rubiaceae.